Messenger RNA from Capra hircus (goat), 2789 nucleotides. RefSeq names its product prickle planar cell polarity protein 4 (gene PRICKLE4). The record is from RefSeq and is a predicted model, not a curated record. The transcript has 8 exons. Bases 475 to 1677 code for a protein of 400 amino acids. Gene Ontology annotation, molecular function: zinc ion binding. Lineage: Eukaryota; Metazoa; Chordata; Mammalia; Artiodactyla; Bovidae.
AGAGGCUAAGGGUCUCCUGGUGAAGUGGUUCUUUCACCUGGCCGAAGCCUACAGCAGAAGUGAGAAGAGAUGAGAAAGCAGGCUUCCUGGGUGCUGAGUGCCCAGUAAGGAACGGUGGGAAUUAUGACUGGGGAGGUGGGGAACGGGGGCCAGUCUACCCAAAGGUUCACGGGAAAGGUGGCUUAUCUCCUUCUUCCAUUACAGGGCUCUGCUUUCCUCCAUCCCAGUGCUGGGAGACCCUAGAGUUGGAGCUUCAGAAACUCUGGAGCUGAAAGCUCUGGCCUCAAGAUCUGACUCUGCCAUUUACUAGCUUUGUGACCUUGAGCAGACCACUUACACUUACUGAGGCUCAGUUGGACCAUCUGUAAAAUGGUGACCAGAAAACUACCUAACUCAUGUAGUUGAUGGGAGGACUGAUGGAGACAAUGCCUGUAAAGCACUUAGCCUGCCUAGCUCAUUGUUAUGGUCAAAUAAAUGGGAGGCCUCUUGCUGUUUUCUGUGCAGACUUUACCACCAAUAUCACUGCUGAAUUCUGGCUGGCCCCAUCGAGCAAAGAGGCUGGCCUCUCCAGAGCUGAAUCCACCAGUCAACUCAGACAGCGACCUAGACCUCAUGCCCAAGGAGGACCCUGAGGAGACCUCUGCUCAGCAUCCUGAAGUUCUGAGCUGGGGGCACCCUGGCCUGGAUACCACCCCGGCCCCCAAUUGGCCCAGGCUCCAGAGCCUCCUCCAGCAGCUCCCUCCACAGGACAGCGAUGAGCGCUACUGCCUGGCCCUUGGGGAGGAGGAGCUGGCUGAGCUGCGGCUCUUCUGUGCCCAACGGAGGCGGGAGGCCCUGGGACAGGGGGUGGCCCGCCUGGUACCUCUCAAACUUGAAGAAUGUACCUGUGAAAAUUGCAGGGAGCCGCUGAGGCCAGGGGAGUACGGAGUGUUCACAGCUCGGGCAGGAGAGCAGCGCUGCUGGCACCGGGCUUGCUUUGCCUGCCAGGCCUGUGGCCAGGCCCUGAUCAACCUCAUCUACUUCUACCACGAUGGGCGUCUUUACUGUGGCCGUCAUCACGCAGAGCUGUUGCGGCCGCGCUGCCCGGCUUGUGACCAGCUGAUUUUCUCCCAGCGCUGCACCGAGGCCGAGGGACAGCGCUGGCACGAAAAUCACUUCUGCUGCCAGGACUGCGCCGGGCCCUUGGGCGGGGGACGUUAUGCCCUGCCGGGGGGCGGCCCCUGCUGCCCCAGCUGCUUUGAGCGUCGCUAUUCGGAUGCGGGUUCGAGUCCGGCCCCGACACUGGAAAGCAGGGCGUCCCCGGGAGAGGAGGGGCUCUGCAGAGUUGGAGACCCGGACUGCGCCCAGCCGAAUGCUGCGACCAUCUCCCGGGCAACCCUUCUCGCCACCGCCGUCAGCUCUAGUCUGGAAACCCGGAGCGGGAUUCUUGGAUCCAGCGCAGAGCAGGAGUAUCGAACUGGAGACCAGACGGAGGCACGCCAAGGGCAAGCGCAGGGCCGCCUAGAGACGCCCCUUGAUCCCAAGGAGGACGCUCCCUGCCCCACCUGCUCCUCUUCCUCUGAAUCGGAACCCGAAGGCUUUUCCUUAGGCCAUCGCCUUCCCCGGCCCUGGGAGACCCCGGCCCCUCUCCGAACUGGGGACAACGACACCUCCAGGAGGCACUGUACCAUUUGCUAGUGGCGCAGCCUGGAGAAAGGGGAAUUGGGGGGUUGUGAUAUGUAAGGCGAGAGAGCGAGGCUCUCUUACCCCUCUAAGUCCUAGACUGAAUGCCAUCAGGACCACGUCUGGGGAGGGGCGGCGAGAUGACAGGUUUGACUGCCUCCUUUCAGCCCGCGCACUUUAUGACUCUUCAUGGAGACUUGGAGAAGCCCGUUCCUCAAAGCUACGCAUCCCCCGCUGAGUGCCCCUGCCCCACCCCCACAGGCCCCAUCCCCAGCGUCCUCCUCCCGAACCAAUGAAGUUGGUUCGGAGAACACCUGGACUGUGAGCCGGUGCGCCGGCCGAAGGCCAGGACGGAACUGGGAGUGGAACCCGACCAGGGAGACUGGAGCGCGGCGGCGCUCCACCCCUGGCCGAGGUGGCGGACGCACACCCGGGAAGUUCUGCCGGCGCCUGUCGAUGCGCGAGCCGCUGCGCCCUCUGUUGGCCAGUGGCCGGCGGAAGUGUGAGGCCGGAAGUUGCGUAAUCUGUCGGCGCCCGCCCGGUGCGUGGUGAGCGUUCGUACAGAGCGCUGAGGUGCUGCUAUGGCUUCCAGUGGGGCCGGCGUGACCGCUGCGGGCUCAGCAAAUGAAGCUCCCGAAAUUCCAGACAACGUGGGGGACUGGCUUCGGGGCGUCUACCGCUUCGCCACCGACAGGAAUGACUUCCGGAGGAACUUGAUUCUCAAUUUGGGACUCUUUGCUGCUGGAGUUUGGCUGGCCAGAAAUUUGAGUGACAUUGACCUAAUGGCACCUCAGCCUGGGGUCUAGCCUGUGUAGACACAUGGAACCCCUGUGCUGUACUCGACCCCUUCAAAAACAGCUUCCAAUCUGUGACCAUCACCAGACUUGCCCUGAUGGCGGCUGAAGUUUGUCAGAUGGCACCUUCCCUUCCCUGCCCGACUUCCUUUUCUUUGCGGAGUCCACUCAGGACACCCUUCUCUGCUCAACAGGCAGGCUUCAGCUAAAGUAUUGUCUUCUGUUCUGUAAAAUGCUGUACAUAGUUCCUAAGUUUCUGCAGGGGCUGAUCUUAGCUCUUGUCCUGAGGAAUAAUCUAAUGGUAUUUUAACAAAUAAAGCGUGUACACAAAGA